UCAGGCUCGCAGGCAGCUUGUCUCUCCUUCCCCAGGGCGGGGGGAGAGCGGCCGCAGCCCCUUCCCCAGGAGAAUGGCCCUGGUGCUGGGGCUCUGGUUCUGCCUGCUGGGGGCGGCGGGAGCUGCGGGUCCAGUGGCGCAGCACAGCUGGGACAUCCUGUUCACGGGGGUGCAGGGCUCCAAGGGGAUCCCCAGCUUCUUUGUGCUCGGGCAGGUGGAUGGUCUGGGGGUGGCCUAUUACGACAGCACCACCCUGGAACUGAUCCCCACCCGGGACUGGAUGCGCCAGGCUGUAGAGCCCGGCUAUUUCCGGAGCAAGACGCAGGAGCUGCUGGGGUACAAGGAGGGCUUCCAGCGCAUCAUGGGCCGGCUGCUGGAGCGCUACAACCAGACGGGCGGGGUGCACACGCUGCAGCUGCGGGUGGGCUGCUCCCUGCGGGACGACUCCCCCCAAGCCGGGGUGCUGCAAUAUGCCUACGACAGCCAGGACUUCAUCGGCUUUGACGGGCAGCGGGGGCUGUGGGUGGCGGCCGUGCAGCCAGCCGUGCUGUCCAAGCGGCGCUGGGAGGCCGACCGGCCCUGGUGCCAGUUCCUGCAGCACUACCUGCAGCAGGAGUGUGUGAAGACGCUGAGGAGCCUCGUCCGGCACGGCAGGGAGACCCUGGGGCGCCAGCUGCCCCCCGAGGUCUCGGUUUCCUGUAGAGAUGCCCCCGACGGCUCCGUCACCCUCUCCUGCCACGCCAGGGGCUUUUACCCACGUCCCAUCCACGUCUCCUGGGUGCGGGACGAAGAAGACAUCCUGGCAGAGACAGACUCCAGCGGGAUCCUGCCUAACGCCGACAGCACCUAUUACACGCAGUCGUCCCUGGAGAUCUCCCUGCAGCAGGACAGGCACCGCUACGCCUGCCGGGUGGAGCACACCAGCCUGCCGGAGCCCACACUCAUCUGGGUCCCCGGUAAGAAGGGCCUCCUGCCCCCUGGGGUCCUGGUCCCGCUCUUUCUGGCCAUGCUGGCUGGGGCUGGUGCCUCAGUAGCCGGUGUUAUCAUGUGGAGGAGAAAUCGCCCAGGCCCCGUCGGACCCAGAUACACCCCAACAGCCUCAGCGGCUGCAGAGGAUGCUGGUCCCAGCGCCGCGUCGUGACCGGAGGGGCCCUGUCCUCUCGGAGACCCCAUCGUGGGACCCCAGUGCUCAGCACAGAACGACCCUGCCCCAGCUACGCACCCUGGCAACCCUGAGAUCCCGACCCCCCGAUCCUCCUGCCGGGGGCGCCGGGCUCCGCACCCAUCGUGCUCAUGUCUGACAGUGACGGAGACUUGGGGGCAUUGGGAGCAAUUUGUGACGGGGCAUUGGGGGCUGUGUUACAGGGAUUUGGGGGUGUCAGGAGCUGUGUGUUACAGGGAUUUGGGGGUGCCAGGGGCUGUGUUACAGGGAUUUGGGGGUGCCAGGGGCUGUGUGUGACAGGGAUUUGGGGGUGUCAGGGGCUGUAUUACAGGGAUUUGGGAGUGUUGGGGGCUAUGUGUUACAGGGAUUUGGCGGUGUCAGGAGCUGUGUGUGACAGGGAUUUGGGGGUGCCAGGGGCUGUAUUACAGGGAUUUGGGGGUGUUGGGGGCUGUGUUACAGGGAUUUGGGGGUGUCAGGAGCUGUGUGUGACAGGGAUUUGGGGGUGCCAGGGGCUGUAUUACAG
Malaclemys terrapin pileata is the source of this 1685-nucleotide messenger RNA. RefSeq names its product class I histocompatibility antigen, F10 alpha chain-like. Lineage: Eukaryota; Metazoa; Chordata; Testudines; Emydidae. Gene Ontology annotation, cellular component: external side of plasma membrane. The record is from RefSeq and is a predicted model, not a curated record. The transcript has 7 exons. Gene Ontology annotation, biological process: immune response. The coding region runs from base 74 to 1141 and encodes 355 amino acids.